ACCCCUCCCACUCCAGACUCUCAAGUCACCAAUAUAAAGACUAAAACAGUCAAGAUGCCUAAGGAGAAGACCACUACCCGCAAGACCAAGCGCGGUGUCGAGAAGAAGAAGAAGGGUAAGCUCAUUCUCUCUCUCACACUCUGGCAACCCCAGGCAAUGGCUAACAGGUGGACGGUAGACCCCAAUGCCCCAAAGCGCGGUCUCUCUGCCUACAUGAUCUUCGCCAAUGAGCAGCGUGCUGCUGUCCGUGAGGAAAACCCAAACAUCACCUUUGGCCAAGUUGGCAAGGUCCUCGGAGAGCGAUGGAAGGCUCUGAGCGACAAGCAGCGAGUCCCCUACGAGGAGAAGGCUGCCACCGACAAACAGAGAUACGAAGACGAGAAGGCCGCAUACAAC
Messenger RNA from Trichophyton verrucosum HKI 0517, 396 nucleotides. RefSeq lists its product as uncharacterized. NCBI's taxonomy places the organism in Eukaryota, Fungi, Ascomycota, Eurotiomycetes, Onygenales, Arthrodermataceae. The annotation marks the transcript as partial. The transcript is spliced from 2 exons. The record is from RefSeq and is a predicted model, not a curated record.